AUGGUGGUGGUGGCCUGGUGGGGCUGCUGCUUCCUGCUCCGGCUCCCGGCGCUCCUGUGCUGCGAGGCCAUGGUGUGGGCGCUCUCCUUCCUCGUAUUCCCGCUGCGCAUGCUCACCGCCGUCGACGACAGGGAGAAGAAGCUGGGCCUGCUGGUCUGGGAGAUGCAGACCCAGAUGGAGGACCUCAUGUUGGAGAACAGGUGCCUGCAGCAGAAGCUGCGGGCGGCUCUCAGUGAGCGUGACGCCGCCGAGGCGCUUCUUGACGAGAUGGAGGAGGAGCACGACGACGCCUUUGCCACCAUCCAUGUCCUCGAGAACCAGCUCAAGGCGCUGCGGCAGGAGAACAUGCGGCUGAACGAGCACAAGGGCAAAGCCAUGUGGGACAAGCCGGGGGUGUGUGACAAGAACCCCGGGAAAACCCCGCUGGCGGUAGUAGCUUUCGGCGGAGCACGUGGCGAGGAAGACGCAGCAGAACAGGCAGAGGCAGAGCCCGUGUUGAAAAUGACAUACGCCGCCGACCCCACGUCGGUGCUGGCGCUGGCGGCGGCCUCGCCGCCCAGCACCGCCACGGCGGCCGCGGACGACGACGAUGAGGCCACGCUAGCGAGGGCGGUGGCGCGGCGCCGGAGCCUGUUCAGCCUGGGCAUGUCGCUGGCGGUGGGCGCCGUGGCGUGGUCGGCCGACGCGCCGUGCCUGCCGCUGCUGGCGGGGCUGUUCGCCGUCGUGGCCGUGUCCAUGCGCAGCGUGUCGCGCCUACGCAGGGGAUCCGGCCCCGCCGCCGACGCAGUGGCGCUGCUCAGCCUCAACUGGUUCCUCCUCGGCGUGCUCACCUCGCCCAUGCUGCCGGGCGUCGCGCACGCCGUCGUCCCGCGCGCCGGACGCGUCCUCGGACCCGCGCUCACAUGGAUCGCCGCCGCCGCGCCCCUGUGA
Messenger RNA from Panicum virgatum (switchgrass), 930 nucleotides. RefSeq lists its product as uncharacterized. Lineage: Eukaryota; Viridiplantae; Streptophyta; Magnoliopsida; Poales; Poaceae. The record is from RefSeq and is a predicted model, not a curated record. Bases 1 to 930 code for a protein of 309 amino acids. The transcript is spliced from 2 exons.